AUGACUACUGCGGAGAAGAAGUACUCUGGCGAAUUCGUUCGCGAGACUUAUAAUGGCGGCGACCAGGACAUCCAGCACGGUACGGUAACUGAUAAUGCCGAUGACCUCCAACGCCACCUUGGAAACCGCCAGAUCCAGCUUAUUGCUAUCGGCGGAUCCAUUGGUACUGCGCUGUUCGUCAGCAUUGGCGGUGCCCUCAAUAAGGGCGGUCCUCUCGGCAUGCUGCUCGCGUACGCUGGAUACUCCUGCGUAAUUGCGCUGGUGAACAACUCUAUGGCCGAGAUGGCUACUUACAUGCCCGUCUCGGGAGGCUUCAUUCGCAUGGCUGGUAAAUGGGUCGAUGAGGCCUUUGGCUUCAUGGCUGGAUGGAAUUUCUUCCUCUACGAGGCUCUGCUCAUCCCCUUCGAGAUCACUGCGCUGAACGUUGUUUUGAAAUACUGGCGAGACGACAUCCCCGUAGCCGCCGUGUGCGCUGCUGUCAUUGUGCUCUACGGUGCUUGCAACGUUUUGGCUGUCAAGGCGUAUGGUGAGGCGGAAUUCUGGCUCUCUGGCGGCAAGGUCAUCUUGAUUCUCAUCCUGUACACCUUCACCUUCAUCACGAUGGUCGGUGGAAACCCACAAAAGGAUCCAUAUGGCUUCCGUUACUGGCGCGACCCUGGUGUUUUCGGCACUGUUGCGUGGUCCUCCGGCGAUCUCGGCCACUUCGAGGGUUUCCUUGGUGCUCUCUGGGCUGCCUCUUUCUGUAUUGUCGGCCCUGAGUACAUCUCGAUGGUGUCCGGCGAGGCCAAGCGCCCGCGUGUCUACAUCAAGAACGCCUUCAAGACCGUGUACUUCCGAUUCGGAGCCUUCUUCAUUCUCGGAGCUCUCUGCGUUGGCAUUGUUCUGCCUUACAACGACCCUACCCUCGUCCAGGUCCUUGAAGUCGGAGAGAAGAGCGCCGCCGCCUCUCCCUACGUCAUUGCCAUGACCAACUUGAACAUCAACGGACUCCCUCACCUCGUCAACGCCUUGUUGAUCACCAGUAUCUUCUCUGCCGGCAACACAUACACAUACUGCGCCACUCGCUCCCUGUACUCGCUUGCGAUUGAAGGCCGUGCGCCCAAGUUCCUGCGCAAGUGCACAAAGAAUGGUGUGCCCAUCUACUGCUUCGCCAUCGUCAUGAUAUUCCCCUUCCUGUCGUUCCUGCAGUUGUCAGACAGUGCUGCGACUGUCCUGAACUGGUUGAUCAACAUCGUUACAGCCGGUGGACUCAUCAACUUCAUCACCAUGAUGAUUACCUACUUGUGCUUCUAUCGCGCCUGCAAGGCCCAGGGCCUCGACCGCAAGACCCUUCCCUACACCGGGUACUUCCAGCCCUACGGCACGAUUGUUGGACUUGUCAUCCUCGUUAGUAUCCUCGGCGCUUACGGGUAUUCUACGUUCCUGCCUGGCCAGUUCACCAUUGAAGGCUUGUUCACAUACUACGCCAUGGUCUUCAUUGCACCGCUCACCUUUGGUUUCUGGAAGCUUUUCAAGAAGACUAGGUGGCUCAGGCCUCACGAGGUUGACCUUGUCUGGGAAGCUCCCGUUGUUGACGUCUACGAGGCAUCUUUCAUCACUCCUCCGGUUGGCUUCUGGACUGAGCUGCUUCAGCUCAUCGGCUUUAAGCGCCACAUCCCAGUCGACAAGCGAGCUGACGUGGCCUAA
Molecule: messenger RNA, 1686 nt
Organism: Didymella exigua CBS 183.55
Lineage: Eukaryota; Fungi; Ascomycota; Dothideomycetes; Pleosporales; Didymellaceae
Exons: 3
Coding region: 1-1686 (561 amino acids)
Biological process (GO): amino acid transmembrane transport
Cellular component (GO): membrane
Molecular function (GO): amino acid transmembrane transporter activity
Source: RefSeq, a predicted model, not a curated record